AUGUCGACGGCGGCUAAUGACGGCGCGCCCACCGCGGCCGGCCCGCCCGCGGCGCCGCCCGGCGCGGCGACCGCGGCGACCGCGACGCCGCCAGCGACGACUCAUGAGGCCUGGCUGACGCCGAGCGCCGCCGGCUACAAGAUUCAAUUACAAGAAGACGUCCACGGCCGCACGCUGAUCGCGGGCUUCGUCGACGUCCGCGUCCGCGAGCAGUCGGGCCUGCAAGUCGACGACGUCAUCCUAUCGAUCCGCGGCGAGAGCGUCGAGGGCCUGGCCUUCGCGAGGACGACGGAGAUGAUCCGGCACCACGCGCGGGAGUUUGAGACGCUCGUGCUUAAGGUGUCGCGGAAGGGCGCCCCCGAGCCCGCCCCCGCGGGCCCGCCACUCGCGACUGGAGACGACCUAGCGGACACGCGCGCGGAACCGGAAAUAUCAGAAAGAGUACCGCGACAGCGGAAAGCAAAGGAAAAGAAGGAAGACGGCCGCCGGGCAGUUGACGGCGGCUGUUCGUUCGUGUUACCAAUCCGCGUCGAGGAGAUUUGGCACGGACCUAGCGGAUUGGAACGACGCCUCGCUACGGACGUACAAGGAGCGACUGGACGCGGCCUACCCGCAAGGGUUCCCGUCCACGCAUCAUUACGACGACCUCCGCCCGCGCUACGAGAAACUCGAGCUAGAACUCGAGCGGCUCGACCGGUCCUCCUAG
Pelagomonas calceolata is the source of this 706-nucleotide messenger RNA. Lineage: Eukaryota; Pelagophyceae; Pelagomonadales; Pelagomonadaceae. The record is from the annotation of a GenBank genome assembly.